CUCUGCGUUUUUGCCCUGAACAAAGCAAACCAACCUUCUCUGUGGUACUACCGGGUGCUCUCACAGGGAACACUGCAAUACCUAAAUUAAACCAGUGUUUCACUCAGAGGGAGCGAGCGAGCGAGCGAGAGAGAGAGAGAGAAAUGGAGGAAGAUCAAUUAGAGAAAUUCGUGGUAGCGUAUUUGAAGAAGAAAGGGUUUAAGCAAGCUGAGCACGCUUUCCAAGAAGAACUUCAACAACAUCAGAGCAAGAACAAUUCUUCAUCCUCCAUCUCCACCAACUCCAUCACUGACCCUGACUUCGCCAAGCACCUCCUCUCAUUCUCCGAAUUGGAGAAUGUUCCAGCACGAUAUCAGGAUGGAUAUAGCAAGCUAAGGUCUUGGACUUAUAGUUCACUAGAUUUAUACAAGCAUGAGUUGCUUCGUGUGCUUUAUCCUGUAUUUAUUCAUUGUUUCAUGGAUCUGGUGGUGAAAGGGCAUAUUCAAGAAGCUCGAACCUUUUUCAAUAGUUUCCGUGAAGACCAUGAAAUGAUGCACUCACGAGACCUUCAAAAGUUGGAAGGAGUUCUUUCUCCCUCUCAUCUGGAGGAGAUGGAAUUUGCUCAUUCUCUUAGGCACAGCAAAGUCAAAAUAAAGAUAUGUCAGUACUCCUAUGAGCUUCUGCUGCAGUAUCUACACAAGACACAAUUGACCAUAAUGCUUGGGAUUAUAAAUGAGCAUAUUAACUUUCAAGUUUCUCCGGGACAGCCCAUCUCAAUCUCUGAUGAUGCCGAAGUUGUUACACUUAUUGGAAGCAGCCAGGAUGAGGCCACUCUGAUAAAUCAGAAGGAAAUACAAUGGGGGCUGCUAGAAGAUUCUUUAGAAGAACGCUUGGAAAAGAGCGGGGUUUUGCUUUCAGAUUCGGAAAAGGCUGAAGGAGAAACGAAAGAGGGGGAAUUGGAUGAGAAUAAGAAACGAUCAGUCGAAGGAGGAAAGCAAGGCUCGUCAACAAAAAAGUUGAAGAAAGACAAGGCUGCAAGUGCAACAGGGAAAACUGGGCGUCCUGAGGCCAAUGCUGUAAUUACAGCACCACGAGUUAAACCAGAGCUUGCUUUGCCAGUAAUUUCAACAGAGGUAGAAAAGUCUAUUCUUGAGGACCUAAGAAACCGUGUACAGUUGAGUAGUGUUUCACUGCCAUCUGUCAACUUCUAUACAUUUAUCAACACACAUAAUGGCUUAAACUGUUCAUCAAUAUCCCAUGAUGGUUCUUUGGUUGCUGGUGGAUUUUCAGACUCAUCAUUGAAGGUUUGGGACAUGGCAAAGCUUGGACAAGAAGCUGUUGGUUCUGUUUUGCAGGGUGAAAAUGAUACUACUUCAAGUGAACAUGUUUUAGGGUCAAACGGCGGGAAAAGAUCUUAUACAUUAUUUCAGGGUCAUUCGGGCCCGGUUUAUUCUGCCACUUUUAGCCCUCUCGGUGACUUUUUACUUUCCUCUUCAGCAGACUCGACAGUUCGGUUAUGGAGCACUACAAUGAAUGCAAAUCUUGUCUGCUAUAAAGGCCAUAAUUAUCCUGUAUGGGAUGUUCAGUUUAGUCCUCUAGGACAUUAUUUUGCCAGCGCUUCACAUGAUCGAACAGCAAGGAUUUGGUCCAUGGACAGAAUACAGCCUUUAAGAAUAAUGGCAGGGCACUUAUCUGAUGUCGAUUGUGUUCAAUGGCACGUCAACUGCAACUACAUUGCCACUGGCUCUAGUGAUAAAACAGUCCGAUUGUGGGAUGUACAAAGUGGGGAGUGUGUCCGAAUAUUUAUUGGGCACAGGAGUAUGGUUUUGUCUUUGGCAAUGUCAUCUGAUGGUCGGUAUAUGGCCUCUGGUGAUGAAGAUGGAGCAAUCAUGAUGUGGGACCUCUCAAGUGGUCGCUGUGUCACACCUUUAAUGGGUCACACCUCAUGUGUAUGGUCGCUUGCUUUCAGUUGUGAAGGCUCACUUCUUGCAUCUGGGUCUGCUGAUUGCACUGUAAAAUUAUGGGAUGUAACUGCAAGUACGAAGGUGGCAAGAACUGAAGAAAACAAAAGUGGAAAUACGAACAGACUAAGAUCAUUGAGAACGCUUCCAACCAAGUCUAGCCCUGUCUAUGCAUUGCGGUUUUCUCGAAGAAAUCUUCUUUUUGCAGCUGGAGUCCUUUCAAAAAUUGUAUAAAAUGCUCUGUCCACUGGACAAGAUCUGAGGGGUCGGGUUAUGUUUAAAUAUUUAAAUUUUUGGUCAAAGGUCUCUUACCUUGUUCAGAUUUAUUUUAUGAAAAUUUGUUGUAUAAUGUUGCAGAAUUUUCUUUGUAAAUUGUUAGUUAUGUAAAAGGUGCUGCAUUUUGGAAGAA
Molecule: messenger RNA, 2349 nt
Organism: Quercus robur (English oak)
Lineage: Eukaryota; Viridiplantae; Streptophyta; Magnoliopsida; Fagales; Fagaceae
Product: transcription initiation factor TFIID subunit 5
Exons: 19
Coding region: 144-2174 (676 amino acids)
Biological process (GO): transcription initiation at RNA polymerase II promoter
Cellular component (GO): transcription factor TFIID complex
Molecular function (GO): RNA polymerase II general transcription initiation factor activity; protein binding
Source: RefSeq, a predicted model, not a curated record